CGUCAGUCACAUUCACCGUGUAACACGGACACUGAUCAGAGGAGAACAGAUGAGGUGAUCCGCUGAGGGCCGUGAUGAUGCUGUCGCGUGUCUUCCGGCUUCAUGGCCUGUUCGUCGCCUCUCACCCGUGGGAGGUGAUCGUGGGAACAGUCGCCGUGACGUUGUGUCUGAUGUCCAUGAACGCUUUCGUCACUAAUGACCAGAUCUGUGGCUGGAACCAUCAGUGUCCCAAAGUACAGGAGAAAAUUCAAAGCGGUGACAUGAUCAUUUUAACCAUCACACGAUGCAUGGCCAUCAUUUACAUCUACGUCCAGUUCAAAAACCUUCGUCAGCUCGGCUCCAAAUACAUACUGGGUAUCGCCGGUCUGUUUACCAUCUUCUCCAGCUUUGUGUUCAGCACUGUGGUCGUUCACUUCCUGGGUAAAGAGCUCACAGGACUGAAUGAGGCGCUGCCGUUCUUCCUGUUGCUAAUCGAUCUGUCUAAAGCCUGCACACUGGCCAAGUUCGCUCUCAGCUCAAACUCACAGGAGGAGGUCCGAGAGAAUAUCGCUCAAGGCAUGGCCAUCCUGGGACCCACGUUCACCCUGGACGCGCUCGUGGAGUGUCUGGUCAUCGGUGUGGGCACCAUGUCUGGUGUGCGCCAGCUGGAGAUCAUGUGCUGUUUCGGCUGCAUGUCGGUUCUGGCCAAUUACUUUGUGUUCCUGACGUUCUUCCCCGCCUGUGUGUCUCUGGUGUUAGAGCUGUCCCGUGAGAGCCGUGAGGGCCGGCCCAUCUGGCAGCUCAGUCAUUUCGCUCGUGUCCUGGAGGAAGAAGAGGGAAACAAACCAAACCCCGUCACUCAGAGAGUCAAAAUGAUCAUGUCUCUAGGUCUGGCUCUGGUUCACGCUCACACUCGCCUCGUGACUGAAUCUCCGACACACAACAUGAGCAGUUCAGACGUGGAUCUGCCCACACCCAACAUGGAGUCCGACAGAACCAUGUCCAGUGUGGAUUUGGAGCAGGUCAUCACGCUCUCUCUCGCUCUGUUAUUGGCGGCCAAGUACGUGUUUUUCGAGCAGGCUGAAACUGAAUCCUCCCUGUCAAUCAAAUCCCCUGUGGCCACACCCAGCUGCACUCUGACCAAUAGGAGAGCAGAAGAGGACCGCUGUCAGAGGGAGUCGGCCCCGCCCAAAGCCAUGAAGACGGUCCAGACCAAUAAAGAUGGAGAUGGACAGCACGAGGAGGAAGAAGCAGAGGAGUGUCGUGAGCUCCAGUCUCACCAGCGCCGCCCUGUGGACGAAUGUCUCGCCAUACUUAAAGACCCCAGAAGAGGAGCUCGGUUCCUGAGCAACGCUGAGGUGUCGUCAUUGGUGGAGUGCAGAGGGAUUCUGGGAUACCGUUUGGAAGCGGUGCUGGAGAGUCCCGAGAGAGGCGUGGCCGUACGCAGAGAGAUGCUCUCCUCUAAACUCUCAGACUCGUCAGCGCUGGAGAACCUGCCCUACAGACACUACGACUACUCAAAGGUGAUCGGCACUAACUGUGAGAACGUGAUUGGCUACGUGCCUGUGCCAGUGGGCGUGGCCGGACCGCUCCUAUUGGACGGGAAAGAAUUCCACGUCCCCAUGGCAACGACGGAAGGCUGUUUAGUGGCCAGCACCAACCGAGGAUGCCGAGCCGUCACACUGUCGGGCGGCGUGAGCAGUCGAGUUCUAGCGGACGGGAUGACCCGCGGGCCGGUGGUUCAGAUGCCGUCGGCGUGCCGGGCGGCCGAGGUCAAGGGUUGGCUGGAGAGUUCAGAGGGCUUCAGUGCCGUCAAACAGGCCUUCGAUCACACAAGCAGGUUUGCUCGUCUGGACCGGCUGCAGGUCAGUUUGGCCGGGAGGAACCUGUACAUCCGCUUCCAGUCUCAGACCGGAGACGCCAUGGGCAUGAACAUGCUGUCAAAGGGAACAGAAGAGGCUCUGAGCAGACUUCAGGAGCGCUAUCCUGACAUGCGUCUGUUAGCCGUCAGCGGGAACUUCUGCACCGAUAAAAAACCAGCCGCUGUCAACUGGAUCCAAGGCAGAGGAAAGUCCACAGUGUGUGAAGCCAUCGUGCCGGCUCGAGUGGUGGAAGAGGUGUUGAAGAGCAGCACAGGUGCUCUGGUGGAGCUGAACAUCAGUAAGAAUCUGGUGGGAUCAGCGAUGGCCGGAAGCAUCGGCGGAUUCAACGCUCAUGCGGCAAACAUCGUAACGGCCAUCUACAUCGCCUGCGGACAGGAUCCUGCGCAGUCGGUGGGCAGCAGUAACUGUAUUACUCUGAUGGAGUGUGUUGGGACAGAUGGAGAUGAUCUGUACAUCUCCUGCACGAUGCCCUCACUAGAGCUGGGCACUGUGGGCGGAGGAACCGGCCUGCCCGCGCAACACGCCUGUUUACAGAUGUUGGGUGUUCAGGGUGCCAGUGCUCAGUGUCCCGGUGAGAACUCCCGGACGCUGGCACGGAUCGUCUGUGGGACAGUGCUGGCCGGAGAGCUCUCACUGAUGGCUGCGCUCGCCGCGGGACACCUCGUCAAGAGUCACAUGACUCACAACAGGUCAAAAGUCAAUAUUAGAGCGACAGAACAGCAGCCCAAGGAAGCUUCAUGAAGCGUCACACCCAGAGAACUCUGGGAAGGGAGUCUGGAGCGCCUGACGUC
Rhinichthys klamathensis goyatoka is the source of this 2653-nucleotide messenger RNA. RefSeq names its product 3-hydroxy-3-methylglutaryl-CoA reductase b (gene hmgcrb). The coding region runs from base 75 to 2603 and encodes 842 amino acids. Gene Ontology annotation, biological process: coenzyme A metabolic process; isoprenoid biosynthetic process; sterol biosynthetic process. Lineage: Eukaryota; Metazoa; Chordata; Actinopteri; Cypriniformes; Leuciscidae. Gene Ontology annotation, cellular component: endoplasmic reticulum membrane; peroxisomal membrane. The transcript has 20 exons. Gene Ontology annotation, molecular function: protein binding; NADP binding; hydroxymethylglutaryl-CoA reductase (NADPH) activity. The record is from RefSeq and is a predicted model, not a curated record.